Geodia barretti is the source of this 1512-nucleotide messenger RNA. The record is from the annotation of a GenBank genome assembly. NCBI's taxonomy places the organism in Eukaryota, Metazoa, Porifera, Demospongiae, Tetractinellida, Geodiidae.
AGUCGCUGUUCUCUUCGCAGUGGUUCUGACGGUAUCGACGCAGCUUUCGCACGCAGCGACCAUGGAAUGGUACCGAACAGCGCAGGGUACAACUGACAGGAUAACUGCGCAGCCAAGCGUCUCGUUCGGAGACGAUUUCGCCAGCAACAUCGCCGUCACCAUCAACAGGUCCAUGACGUACCAGACAGUGCUGGGAUUCGGCGGGGCCUUCACGGACUCUGCAUCAUUCGUCUUCUCGAAGCUCAACUCUACACUGCAGACUCAAGUCCUGGACAUGUACUUCUCCGAGUCUGGACUCAGGUACAACAUGGCUCGACUGCCCAUCGGCUCAUGCGACUUCUCUCUAGAGAACUACAACUAUGACAAUAUCAGUGGCGAUGUGAACCUCACACACUUUAGCAUCGACCACGACAGAGAGAGGAUAAUCCCGUUGAUCAAGAGAGCUCUGGCUGUGCGACAGCAGUGGACAAAUGACUCUCUCAACAUCCUCGGCUCCCCAUGGAGCCCCCCAGGGUGGAUGAAGGCCAACAGCAACCCCUACUGUCCCCAGGGAUGCUCCAACUGUUACCUCAACGACGCCUCCAAGGUCUCGUGGGCACUCUAUUUCUCAAAGUUUGUCACGGCGUAUGAAGCUGAGGGAAUAAAGAUCUGGGGCAUAACUGUCCAAAAUGAGCCCGAGUAUUGUCCGCCGACCUACGAGGGAAUGAACUGGAGCCCCGAGACUGAGAGAGACUACAUCAAGACGUACUUGGGACCUCAGCUGAAGAGAGAUCAUCCCGAUCUGAACAUUCUCAUCUAUGAUCACAACAAAGACCAUGUUGUGGAAUGGGCCCAGACCGUCUACUCUGACAAUGAAGCAGCUCAGUAUGUAUGGGGUACUGCUGUGCACUGGUAUACAGGAGAUGACUUCCCGAACCUCAACACCACCCACUACCUCUUCCCGGAUAAGCCAAUCCUUGCCUCGGAGGCUACUGAAGUCAGAGAAUCUGAUCCAAAGAACCCAGACUGGGGCAAAGGGGAGCACUAUGCCCACGACAUAAUGGGGGACAUGAACAACUGGGUGGUUGGUUUCAUUGACUGGAACCUGAUACUGGACAUGUUGGGUGGUCCGAAUCACAAAGGUCCCGAUGAGUGUGAAGGAUCCGACUUGUGUGGCUCGGACUCAAUGAUGUUGGCUGAUGCGGCAAACCAGCUUGUCUAUCCACAAGUGUUCUACUACUAUGUUGGACAAAUCAGCAAGUUUGUUCCCCGUGGCUCUGUGAGAGUGUCCAAUGUGGUAUCAGGCUCUUCUCUGGAGGCAGUAGCUUUCCUGACUCCCGACAAGCAGGUGGUGGUGAUAGUCAUGAACACAGGAGACCAGCCAAUCACAUUCAAGCUGUUGGACAUCCUCGGGAGCAGCAAACGAGCCGUCAAAAUCACUGCACUGGCCCAUAGCAUACAGACUUUUCUGUACUAUUAGCUGCAAAUCAGCAAGACUAUUGUUGCAGUUUUGACAUUUUCCAUGUGAUUAUA